AUGACCAAAAUCCCAGUCCUCAAAUCAAGCUCAAGGAUGCCACCAGCAGCGUCGUUUGCUCAACGAUGGGCUCGUGACAACCUGACCAGAGAAGCGUCUCCAGAAGAACUGGUGGUCCUGGGUCUCUUUCCCAUCACCUGUGAGGGGAAUGAGGCUGAAGCUGCCAAGAGAGCGAGGAGGUACUACACAGCCAGAGGCCCUGGGGGACUGACGGAGUUGUGGCACAAGAGGCAUCCUGAUGAUGAAGAGAUUCUAUCUAGCUGUCAAGAUGUAUACAUAGUUCCACUUCGAUCUCGUAGUCUGGGAGGAAGACGAGUUACCUUGGUCCGACUACCAGCACACAACGCAUUGGACAGGCCGAUCUCAGCUAAAGCGUUGCUGUCCAGAUGGCUAAUGAUAUUGGACAUCAGACUUCGAGAAGAUCCAACUCCUGGUGAGGAAGUGAUUUUCAUCGACGUAGCUGAUCUCCAACCAACACACAUCAAGAGCCACUUCAGAGGCACAUACUGGAAAGACUUCGUUUGGUGUAUGAAGACUGCUUAUCCACUCCGCAUUGCAGAGGUCCACGUUAUCAAUACUCAGCGCUUGAAGACCAUGUCUCUCCUCUUACUUCACAUUGGCCUGUACCCAUGGAGACGUAAAGUGGUGCAGCUUCAUGGCACUUCAGACAGCAUUGAGGAUGCUUUGGGUUCAGACCGAUUGGCUGUAGAAUCUCUACCUUAUGAAUAUGGUGGAAGAGCUGGACUUAUGAAAGACCUUAAUGACGAAUGGACAAAGAAAAUGCUAUCAAACUCAAAAUGGCUUCAAAAAGAGGAGCGAAAAUUCUACGAUACAGAUCUCAAGCCUGAGGGGCGGGCUCGCACCCGUCACCGGAGCGCAGUACGAACGUUGCGCGGGAGCAAUGGAUCCUAUGAUAUGGUCACUCGAACACAUUCGUGUCGUUCACUGCAUCGACACGAUGACCUUGAUGAAGGGACCCAUGGUGCUUAUAGGACAUUAAAAGUGACCAGAUAGAGGGAGCUGAAGAUUUUGAUGUGUUUGUAUUAUAAAUCUCGUCAGAUGUAUUAAAUUUGUUAUUAUUAACUGCCUAUUUAUGAUUGACAAAGCAACUCGACUGGCUACACUCAAACGUUUGGGUAUUUUCCUUAAUCGAUUAUUUUUUACUUUUCAGUACUAUUUAACUUUCAGGUAUAAUCGGUUUUCAUUACUGAUUCGGUAAUAUAGAUACUUACUUUGUUGACGAAUUUCUCUUUAUUUAUAGAUAUUUUUAUAAGAAAUAAUUGUCAAUAGUUGCCAAUGAAAAUGUCUGUGUUUCAUACAAAGUGCAAAUAAAAUUAUCGUUUAACGUAUGGCGUUUCAAUAAAAGUUUAAAUUUUUACUAGCUGUUAACUACCGGAUUGUUUGUACUGAAAAUCAUAUUAUAAAUGGUCCCGAUAUGGUGUGAUAUUCUUUCAAGUAUUGUUUGUUAUAAUAUGUAAGUUAUGUAU
Spodoptera exigua (beet armyworm) is the source of this 1487-nucleotide messenger RNA. The record is from the annotation of a GenBank genome assembly. Lineage: Eukaryota; Metazoa; Arthropoda; Insecta; Lepidoptera; Noctuidae.